This is a messenger RNA of Dunckerocampus dactyliophorus (ringed pipefish), 3548 nucleotides long. It is a transcript of the gene cdk9, whose product is annotated as cyclin-dependent kinase 9 (CDC2-related kinase). The record is from RefSeq and is a predicted model, not a curated record. Gene Ontology annotation, biological process: protein phosphorylation. Gene Ontology annotation, molecular function: cyclin-dependent protein serine/threonine kinase activity; ATP binding. The transcript has 8 exons. Gene Ontology annotation, cellular component: nucleus. NCBI's taxonomy places the organism in Eukaryota, Metazoa, Chordata, Actinopteri, Syngnathiformes, Syngnathidae. Bases 104 to 1285 code for a protein of 393 amino acids.
CACUUAUAACAACGGCUGUUAAAAUACAUGAAAAGUACCAUUUCAUAUUCCGAGUGAUCUUAAACGCACCAUAUGUGCUCCUGGUUGACUCGACACCGCAGUCAUGCAGCGAGAUAAAACAAAUAACUCUGGCGGGGCUGAAAAGCCUGACCGAGAGGCUGCCAUCAUGUCCAAAUACUACGAUGGAGUCGAAUUCCCUUUUUGCGACGAGUUCUCUAAAUAUGAAAAACUAGCAAAAAUAGGACAAGGGACAUUUGGGGAGGUGUUCAAAGCAAAACACAGACAGACUGGGAAGAAGGUCGCACUGAAGAAGGUUUUAAUGGAAAAUGAAAAGGAAGGGUUCCCAAUCACUGCUCUCAGAGAAAUAAAGAUCCUACAGCUGCUCAAGCACGAGAAUGUGGUGAAUCUGAUUGAGAUCUGCAGAACCAAAGCCACUCAGUAUAAUCGAUACAAAGGCAGCAUCUACCUGGUGUUUGACUUCUGUGAGCAUGACCUGGCCGGGCUGCUCAGCAACACAAAUGUGAAGUUCACCCUGGCGGAGAUCAAGAAGGUCAUGCAAAUGCUGCUCAAUGGCUUGUACUACAUUCACCGGAACAAGAUCCUUCACAGAGACAUGAAGGCAGCCAACGUGCUCAUCACCAGAGACGGCGUCCUUAAACUGGCUGACUUUGGUUUGGCGCGCGCUUUCAGCCUGGCCAAAAACAGCCAGGGAAACCGCUACACCAACCGUGUGGUCACACUGUGGUACAGACCUCCUGAGCUGCUGCUCGGUGAGCGAGACUACGGCCCUCCUAUCGACUUGUGGGGCGCAGGCUGCAUCAUGGCUGAAAUGUGGACAAGAAGUCCCAUCAUGCAAGGGAACACAGAGCAGCACCAGCUAACUCUCAUUAGCCAGCUUUGUGGCUCCAUCACUGCUGAGAUGUGGCCAGGGGUGGAUAAAAAGUAUGAGCUGUACCAGAAAAUGGAGUUGCCCAAAGGCCAAAAGAGGAAAGUGAAGGAUCGUCUCAAAGCUUACGUCAAAGACCACUACGCUCUGGACCUGAUCGACAAGCUGUUGGUCCUGGACCCCGCCCAGCGUACAGAUAGUGAUGACGCUCUCAACCAUGAUUUCUUCUGGUCUGAUCCGAUGCCAUCUGACCUGAAGAGCAUGUUGUCCACGCACAACACGUCCAUGUUUGAAUAUCUGGCCCCUCCCCGGCGGAGAGGUCACAUGCCCCAACAGCAGCCCAACCAGAACAGAAACCCCGCCACCACCAGUCAGACUGAGUUCGAUCGAGUCUUUUAAAGAAGAGAGACAUUUUGUAGAAAUGAGCACACCCUUGCUUUAUACCUCCUUGUGUUUUUAUAUUGAGAUCUAAUGCUUUGGUUGGGGACGAAAAGAUUCCAACUCGGACCUUGAACGUCAUAACUGAACUGUAGUCCAUCCCAUCCAUCCAUUUUCUAUACCGCUUCUCCUCUUUAGGGUCACGGGGGCAUGACUUUUUAAUGUUUGAUCUAAUUGUUGGGCAUUUCGCUUUUGUUUUUUUUUCUCCUUGCUUGUCUGUUUUAUAGACAUGCAAAUUCUGGGGUAAACUUGCUCCACAGUUUACACACCCCAAAAUCCCAAAAUAAGAAUGUUGUUCCAGUCUAGUUUGAAUAAAAGCACAACCCAAGCAACCAAAAUCCUGAAAUGUUUGAAUGUACCCUUGACUACAAAUAGCAUUUUUGGGAGUAUCUCAACUAAUCUUAUAAAUCACAUAUACACAUACAGUAGGUCUUAGCGCCCAUAAAAUUGACACGUCUCCUUCCCGCUGCCUCCUAACCCUCUUCCUCUGAUUUCAGAUCAUUUGUAAUAAAAUUGACUGAUAUAAUUACUAAAUAACAUUCAGCUCCAGAACCCUCCGUGUCUCUUCAAUUGCCAUUGUUUAUUUGCAGCUAAAUAUGCCUCACACACGCUUAUUAAAGACAUUUAAAGUAUUAAAUGUAUAGCUACUCACCACUAAUGAAUGAUAAGGUAAGAUGAUCUAUGAACACAUGGCGUCAUGGCAUCGUCUGUAGCCUGGUCUUCAGGCUAGUGCUUGAGCAGGCGGUGUCCAAAGUGAAGCCAUUUGUAGCCUGCAGCUGUUUUUUUUAUUGGACCGUAGCACAUUCUAAAAAUGUAAUUUCACAAGAAAUACAGAGUAUGGUAAAUGGAAAACUCAGCAGUAAUUUUACAAAGAUGAAGUCAAAUCAAGAGAAAAAAGUUGUAAUCUAAUGACAAGAAGUCGUAAUUUUACAACAAUAAUGUAAUGAGGAAAAAUAAUUUUAGUAUAAAGUUGAAAUAUUUUUUUCCAAGUCGUAAUAUUAUAAAAAGGAGUUAGACUAAACAUUUUUUGAGUAUUUAUUGCAAACAACCAUUAAAGUGAAGUAGGCUGUUUAGCAGAUCAAAAGGUCAAGACCUUCACAGAGGACAUCCACUGUCCGUUUUUGUAAACCUCCCUUGCCAUCCGUCUCCAAGAUUUCUCAAUUGGAUUUAGAUCAGCAGAACACACAGGAUGGUCCAAAAAAGUGAGUUUAUUCCUCUGGAAGAAGUCCUUUGCAACGUUGUCUUGUUGAAAAUGCCAUUACCACACAGACGGGGGCCUUCAGUCAUGAGGGAUGCCCCCUUCAACAGCUCCACUUAGCCAUCUGCCGUUUGACAGCCCUGCACAACCUGAAGCUCCAUUAUUCCAUUGAAGGAAAAGGCACCCCAGAUCAUUAUGGCGCUCCUUCCACUGUGCCGUGAGGAAAACAUCUCAGGCAGGAUCUCCUUCUCAUCCCAUUAACAUUGGAAGCCAUCAGGACCUUCAAAUUACAUUUUUUUCUUUUCAGAGAAUGUGGCUUUGAAGGAGAUGAGGCCUUUUUUCUUCUUAAAACCUUUCUCUCGCAGAAGCCCUCUGAUGGUUAUUGGACUGCACUCUGCAUCAUCCCUCCACCCAGUCACUGUUGUGUCCCUGGGCAAGACUUCGCUCACCUUACCUUGUGCUUUGGAAAACACUAUAUAAAAUCGAAUCCAUUAAUGAUCAUUUAAUAACCAUAUAUGAAAUCAAGUGAAGCAGGGAAAUUCAAACCGUGAUGUGGUGAGGGACGAUUGUAUAAUUUUUUAAAUGUUUGCCAUGGUUUUCAUACAAGAAUGAAUUUUCUUUAACAGGUUUUUAUGAUGCGAAUAAGUACAAGAAAUGCUAAUGAGAGUACAUGCAGUACACUGCCUGCAACAAUUUCCCAUCUCAGUGUUUUAUUUGGAGAUGUGGUACUUGCAGAGCACAUGUACUACUUGUACAGAAUAUGGAACAAAACAAGAAGAAGAAAGUUGAAUUUUAUUGGAAACAAAGCAGUGACAUUGCAUUUUGAACACAUGUAUAUUAGGAAGUAUCCAUGGUUUGUACACUUUCCUCCAUCACAUCCAAGGUCAAUGGGGUCACCUGCUUGGUCAACACACCUGUGGUUCCUCGUUUGUACGUGUAGUUCCCACUUCUAUUCACACACAAGACAUGUAGCUGUGUUAGCAUCACAGCACAACAUUCAUCAUGCCAAGUUCUAAAGCAAAUAUG